Triticum aestivum (bread wheat) is the source of this 1605-nucleotide messenger RNA. RefSeq lists its product as uncharacterized. The transcript has 7 exons. NCBI's taxonomy places the organism in Eukaryota, Viridiplantae, Streptophyta, Magnoliopsida, Poales, Poaceae. The record is from RefSeq and is a predicted model, not a curated record.
AUGAGCUCUCGUAUCCAGGACCUACCGGAGGUGGAUGACAUUCAGCAGCGGUGCGCUAUGCGGGCGGCCAAGCUCCGGGAUGUGGAGGCCACUACUGACUUAGAAGCGGAACGAGCCUUAGAAACCAUUAGAAACCUGGCGGCUGUAAGACCUAUGAAUGAUGCGGAAAUUGAUGCCUUGGGGGUACGGGUGCUUGACACUUUCUGUGCGGAUCUUGUACCUCCGUCUGCGGAGUCUGAUGAUGAGGAAGUCGGUGUGGAUGAAGUAGUCACUGCACAACCGGAGCCUGGUUAUGAGGACCGGGUUGCGGGAAAUAUAAUUACUAAACGAAUCUUCUGGAAUAGCAGAGGUCUUAAGGACUUGGCUAAACGUAGGUUUCUAGCGGAGGCAUCUUUAGAGCACAGUUUGGACUUCAUUGCGCUCUCUGAAACUGGUAGGGAUAAUUUUGCACCACAGUUUCUUAAUACGUUGUCGGGAGGAGUGGAGUUCGACUGGCAUUGUCUUCCUCCAAGAGGGAGGUCCGGUGGCAUCUUGCUUGGUGUGAGAUGUGACUCACUGGAGGUCCGGAGCGUUGUUUUGGGUGACUUCGCGGUCAAAUUUCGAGUCAGGUCUAAAGUUGAUGGGUUUAACUGGGUCCUGGUGGCGGUCUAUGGGGCCGCACAACCUGAGCUUAAACCGGAGUUUUUGGCAGACUUGGUUCGUAUUUGCGGAUCAGCUAGUGCCGAAUGGGAGCAGAAAUUCCCUCUCGUCACGGUUCAGGCUCUCACGCGAGGAAUUUCGGACCACACGCCUUUGUUCGUAGAUUCCGGUGAACCAAGGCACGUGGGAAACAAAAAUACCUUCUCUUUCGAAACGGCGUGGUUUGAACGAGAAGGUUUCCUGGAUCUCGUAGCUAGGGAGUGGGCUACGGAUACUGGGGGUAGGUCGUCCGUCGAGAGAUGGCAGAAUAAGAUCAGGCAUUUGAGGAGCUUUCUACGGGGAUGGGCCAAACACCUAAGUGGAGUUUAUAAGAUUGAAAAGGAUAGACUCCUAGAUCUUAUACGAUCCUUAGAUGUAAAAGCUGAAUCUGUAAUUCUGCAGUCUGCUGAAUUGUCUUGUAAGCUUGAUGCGGAGAAGAGGUUGAAGGAACUUCUCCGUGAAGAAGAGCUGAAGUGGGCGCUCAGAGCAAAGGUUCGCAAAACACACAAGGGCUUGCGGCAAGGAGAUCCGAUGUCCCCUAUUCUGUUCAACAUAGUCGUGGAUAUGUUGGCUGUUCUGUUAGGUAGGGCCAAGGAGGCAGGCCAAGUUGGAGGCUUGGUACCUCAUUUAGUUGAUGGAGGUAUCUCCAUACUGCACCACUUGGGCUCAAAUCCUUCGUAAUAAGUAUCUUCAAACCAAAACUUUGUCUCAGGUUAUCUUCAGAGCCACGGCACUUAUCCGUUCCUGGUCGCUACUCACUCCGACGGAGGCCAGGGAGCGUUUGGUUACUGGUGCUAUCCGAUGGGAGACGGUAGCACGGGAUAUCUUCAGCCGGUUUGGAUGGCGGUCAUGUAAUAGGAUAGGCAAUUAGUUUACCUGUCUUUUGUUCAGCCAACCGGUUGUGGUUUAUCCUUUGUUGGGCUAGCU